AUGGUAAAGCUGGUCGGCAGCCACGAAUUGGUGGACAAGAUCAAGGACGCUGCCGUGAAAAUGUAUAUACAUCAAGGCCAGAAUGGCAUCAUUAUUGCUGACACCAAAUUCGAGUUUGGUUUGGAUGAAAAUGGAAACUUGGCCUUAAUGGAUGAAGUACUUGCGCCUGGACAAUUUCAAAAGACUGUUCGCGAUUCUGGCCUGCACAUAAGUAUGAAGCUGGGCAUAGGCAAAAAGGAGGCUAUGACAGGCAAACUAUGGACGAACAUUUCGUGUCAAAUGGAAUCGAUAAAGCGCUGUCCGAUACAGUAA
Messenger RNA from Zychaea mexicana, 312 nucleotides. RefSeq lists its product as uncharacterized. NCBI's taxonomy places the organism in Eukaryota, Fungi, Mucoromycota, Mucoromycetes, Mucorales, Lichtheimiaceae. Bases 1 to 312 code for a protein of 103 amino acids. The record is from RefSeq and is a predicted model, not a curated record. Gene Ontology annotation, molecular function: phosphoribosylaminoimidazolesuccinocarboxamide synthase activity. The transcript has 3 exons. Gene Ontology annotation, biological process: purine nucleotide biosynthetic process.